GAAUGGAUUUGUUUCGGGUGACACUGUUGGGCUAAAACAGACACGGUUACGAAGAAUGUUGACGUAA
Molecule: messenger RNA, 67 nt
Organism: Arabidopsis thaliana (thale cress)
Lineage: Eukaryota; Viridiplantae; Streptophyta; Magnoliopsida; Brassicales; Brassicaceae
Exons: 2
Coding region: 3-35 (10 amino acids)
Source: RefSeq, marked reviewed